GGGGUAACAAAGUGUGCAACAUUGUAAGAUUUAUAAAAUUAUCAAAAGAUUGAUCAAAAGGAAUGCUUAAUUUUGUGAUAUAGCUGUAAUAUAAAUCGUGAUUAUCCAUAAGAUAAAAUUGUAUUAUUACGGAACGUAUAAAGUUAUUAAUGCAAUUGUUAGAUCUUUGUGUUACUGGUAUUAACUACAGAUUUUGCUACAGUUACAACUUGGAUAAAAUGGAUUAUCGUCAAAAGAUGAUUAUACCUCCUCAGCAAAAUACAAAGAAUGAUGAUGAGGAUGACGAAGAUUUGGAAGCUUUAAGACUUGCUGCCCUUCAAUCAUUAAGAACAAAAGAUAGUAUACAUAAUAAAAAGCAGCCCCCACCACAAAAAACUAUUUCAGAUGUAAUGCAAACAUCUCACUUGUCAUAUAAAGGUCAGCGACCUUUAAGAAGAGGAUAUUUUCAUAAUCGGUUACAGCAGCGACAGAAUGGCAAUUUGUAUUAUCAGAGUCCACGUAAUCCAAAUUUAAUAGCAAUAGUUCCUGUUGAUGAACGUUCUGUGCUGCAACAAACUGAUUUAGCUUGUUCAAUAGAAAAAACUGCUCCAAAUAUUGAACCUUAUUCUACAGAAGUAUCAAAAUUUCAUCGUUUCAAAGAUAAUGGAAGUGGUACGGAUGAAGAAGAUAAUAAAGAACAGAAAAAAACAAUUAAGAAGUCAGAAACUAUUGAGAAAGAUAGCGUAGAUGAUAAAACAUCUAUAAUAAUUGAAAAUCAGACAGAGACUACAGAAAAUUCAAAAAAAAUUGAGGAAGAUCAAGAUGGUGUUAAUGACGAUGAUGAUGAUAUCAUUAUAAUGGCUGAUCUUGAAGAAGAAGAUAGUUUAGAACGGUUAAUGGAUGAAAUGGAGAGAGAAAUGAAUGUUGAUAAGCCGUCUGAAAGAAAAGAAAAGAAAAGUAACAAAAAGGAAAACAGAGAAUCUAUUAAAAAAGAUGAGAUAACUAGAAAUGUAAGUCAGAAAACGAGAAUAGAAGAUACCAAUAUUCAAAAAGAAAGUCAUAGCCCAGGACCAGUAACAAUGAUUCUAAAAAGUGAAAGACGAUCUAUAUCUCCACAUACAAUUAGUAGAAUUUCACAAAAACGUAGGUCGUUGUCACCAAGGUCACGAUCAAGAAAAAAAUCACCUAGAAGAUCUCCUAGAAGAUCACCCAUUAGGCAGUCAAAAAAAUCUCAGCGAGAAAUAAUGAGGUAUAGAUCGCCCCGAAAGUCUCCGAUACGUUAUUCUCCACGAUCACGAUCACCUAAGCUUUCAUCACGAUCGAGAUCACCGCGAUUAUCACCACGUAGAUCUCCAAACAAGUCUCCUAUAAGAUCACCUGUUAAGAGACUAUCUCCAAGAGGAAGAUCUCCGAAACUUUCGCCGCAUUCCAGAUCUCCUAGACCAAUACGUUCACCUAAAACAUCUACAACCAAGUCUCCAAGAAUGGCACGGUCACGUUCUCCAAAAUUUUCGCCGUUAAGAUUAUCUCCUCAAUCUAGAUCGCCAUUAAGAUCUAGAUCACCUAAUUUAUCUCCAAGACGAACAUCACCCUCACGUAGAUUAUCACCUAAAUCAAAAUCUCCUGGAUUAUCUCCUCGAAGAGGACCGUCACGUUUAAUAUCACCAAAAAUAUCACCACGAAGAAUGUCACCACGAUCGAGAUCACCGAGAUUGUCACCACGUAGAUCACCAUGGUCAUCUCCAAGAAAUUCACCUCGUCUAUCUCCUAGACGAAAAAGAUCUCCAAGAUGGUCGCCUAAAGAAUUCUCACGAAAACAUGGACCACGAUCUAUUACUCCAGAUGGAACAUGUAGUCCAUCAUAUACAAAAGAAUCAUUGUCAAUAAUUAAAAGUAGGACAUCUCCAGAAAUAAAUCGUAUAAAAACAAAACAGAAAGAAGAAAAUUUAGAUAAUGCUACUAUGAUAGAAAAAGAACCUAUUGAUAUAAUUAAUGACCCUGUAUUAGAAGCCCGACGAAAGAAGUUUGAAUCUACAAGGCCUAUAGAUCCAAUAAAUGCAAAUAAAAAAAUUAAAUUAAAUAAAAAAGAAAAUACAAAUAAAAAGAUAGAAUCGGUAGAAGAUGUUGAGAUAGGAAAUGUGAGAAAAAUUAAUAAAGUUACAGAGGAUUAUGAUAUUCAGGAAGCAGAUUUAUGUUUAGAUACUCAUUAUGAGUUUGAAGAGUUUGAACAAAGCAUGGAAAGUGCUUCUCCCAUUGCUAUUACAGGUUCUGUCCCAUGUCUAGAUUUAGAACUUCAAAAUCCCGAAAAAGAAAGAUCAUCAAAAAAGAAAAAAAAACGUGACAAGGAAUUGUACCAAGUGGGAAAAUUAAAAAAUGAACUUCCUCUUUCUGAACGUAUUGGAAAAGAUAAGAAAUGUAAGAAACGCAAAGAUGUUAUUUCAGAUGGUUCAAGUGAGGAUAUGGAUGCCAUUUUUGAAGAUCUAGUAGUUGAUAAAGAAAGUGAUUUACGAACUGAGUUAAGUAGGAGACGGGCAGAAAGAUUAAAUAGAACAGUACCAAUUCAGUCUGCAAGAUUAAUGAAAGUACUGUAGAUUCGAAGGUGCCUGUGCGUUUUAGACUGGGCCUCAAUAAACAAGUGCAAGAUACCAGGGAGUCAAAAAUUUCACGAAAGGCAUCUAAAAGACAGGGUCGCAAGGAAUAGAGUAAACGUGUGUUCUCACCUGAUUGCAUAUUUAUAUGAAGAGUGCAUAGCUGUUCAUCUUACCUCCUAUUUUAUUAUCAGCAUACGAAGAUAAGAUCUAUUAAAAAUUUAAGUAUAUAAAAAUUGCACUCAUGUAGAACAAAUAUCUGUUUUAUUUGACUUAUGACAUAAUAUAAAAAUGAAAAGAUAACAUUCUUCUAGAAGACAAUAUCAAUAUUUCAAAAUACUUUAUGUAUAAUUAUAUCUCAUUAUUUAUUGUUAAGCGUUAUAGUAGAUAGUUGAUUACAUGUGAUUAUAAAUCAUUUGUUGUGUUAAAGUAUUUGUAAAUAAUUUACAUCAAUCACUCAUUUAAUAAAUAAGCAUCAUUAAUAAUCCCAAAGUCACCUUUUGUAAACCUGAGUAUAUUAGUAUUCUAAUAAUUCUGUAUAAAAGAAUCAAUCAAUUGUAAAUAAGAAUAUUGUUAAUAAGCGUGUGUAAAGUGAGAAAUAAGUUGUAUAUCAUGUACAUUGAAUUAAUAUUAUUAAGGUAUUGAAUAUACUAUAUAAAGUGACCUAUAGUAACAGAAGAGUGAUUUUAUUAAAAUAUAUUUUUUACACUACAUUGUUCGAAAGUAACAAACACGAAUUUUUUAAGAUAAUUAAGAAAUGCAGUAAAUUGGCUUUUCUUGAUUUAUUAUUUUAUACUUACAUUAUAAAUACAUAGUAUAAAUGAUUAUUGUAUUUAGACAAAUAUAAAAGAGUGUAUCUUUUUCUGCACAUAUAUUUAGAGUUAAUGUAU
Heterotrigona itama is the source of this 3457-nucleotide messenger RNA. Lineage: Eukaryota; Metazoa; Arthropoda; Insecta; Hymenoptera; Apidae. The record is from the annotation of a GenBank genome assembly.